AUGGAAACGCCGGUGGCAGAGGCCGACGGGGUGCUCCUGCACCUCUCCGGCAAGAGCACAACUGGGUACGCGGGUGUGUCCAAACUCGCCACGGGCCGCUUCAGAGCGCAGCACUACGUGGGCGGAAAGCAGGUCCGCCUGGGCCACUUCGGCACGGCGGUGCAAGCGGCGGUGGCGUACGCGCGGGCGGUAGGGCAUGCGCGAGGGCUGGGGGGACAGGUUUCGGACCCGGCGAUGGCGGCGCAGACAGCAGCAGACGCGGAACGAGCGGCAGAGGUGGUGCCAGAGGCGGAGGGCCUGCGCCUGCACCUCUCCAGCAACGGCACCGGCUAUAAGGGCGUGAGCAGACAAUAUGACAGAAAAUUCCAGGCAGCCUGGACUUUCGACGGAACGCCCCAAUACCUCGGCAGCUUUGACACGGCAGUCGAGGCGGCAGUGGCCUACGCACGUGCUUUCGGGGAGGCUUCGGCGGUGGUGGCGGACUUCGAGGGGCUGCGCCUGCACCUCUCCAGCAGCAACCGCACGGGCUACAAGAACGUGUACCAGCAGUCUGCUAGCCGCUUCCAGGCGUUCAACAAAGUGGACGGGAGGCGGCUCUGUCUCGGCACCUUCGACACGGCGGUGGAGGCGGCGGCGGCCUACGCGCGGGCGGUCGAGGUCCGUACGAUGGAGGCAUUGCUCGAUCAAGACAGCGGCCUCGUGCAGAUCGCCGCCGCCGACGCAGCGAUGCAGCGCGUCGCGGCGCUCGCCGCUGAGAACGACGCCCUGCGAGCGCGCAACACCGAGCUGCUGCAGGAGGCGCUCGCGCUCUCCGAGAGGAACGCCGACCUCGAGCUCGCGGUCGGAAGCCCGGCCGCCGAGGGCGAGGGCGCCGAGGGCACGACGCGCGCCGAGUGGGUCGAGAUGCAGGCGCGGCUGCAGCUCCUCGUCGCAGAGCACUCGGAGCUCGAGGCGGCGGCCGCCGCGGCGAGGCGAGAGCGCGACCAGGCGAGCUCGGAGCGCGCGGCGGCCGAGGCCUCCCUCGCCGACGCGAUCGGCGCGGCGCAGCGGGCGCGCGCGUCCGAGGCGGCGGCGGUGCAGGCCAUCGCCGAGGCGUGCGCGCGGGCGGCCGAGGCGGAGGACGCCGCUGCGACGGCGGCGGCGGCGGCGGCGGCCGAGGCGGCGCGGCUCGAGGCGGCUCGGCGGGAGCUCGCGGCGUCGCGUGCCGAGACGGCGGCGGCGGCGGCGGGGACGGCCGAGCUGCAGCGGGAGGCUGACGCGCUGCGCACCGCCGCCGCCGCCGCGGCGCGCGAGGCGGAGUACAGCGUUUCGCUGGCGGAGGAGCGGGCAGCGGAGCGAGGGCGCGCGGCGCAGGCGCUCGAGCGGCAGCUGCGCGAGGCGCAGAGCUCCGUGGCGGAGCUGGAGGAGACGGCGGGCUUGCGCGGCGCCGAGCUCGAGCAGGUGAACGCCCAGCUCGUCGCGGCCGGGGCGGAGGGGAGGCGGCUCGACUCUCUGGCGGGGCUGGCGAGGCGCGAGGCGGAGGCGGCGGACGCGGCGCGCCACGAGGCGGAGGCGCGGGCGGCCGAGGUUGGCGCGAAGCUGGAGGGCGCCACCAAGCUCCUGCAGCGGCAGGCCGCCUCCUCCAAGGCGGCGGCCGAGGCGGCUGCGCGGCAGCACGCGGCAGAGCUAGCGGCCGAGCGGGAGAGCGCGGCCGAGGUGGAGCGGGCGGCUGCCGCGGCGAGCGACGCGCUGGCGACGCAGCUCGAGUCGACGCGCGCGCUGCUCGAGCGGGAGAGGCGCGAGCGGUGCGACGUGCAGGCCGAGGCGGACGCGUUGCGCGCGGCGGCGGCCGCCCGCGCCGCCGAGGCUGGCGAGCGGUCCGUGGCGGGCGACGUGACUCUGCGCGCCGAGCUCGGCCGCGCAAAGGCGAGGGGAGGGGUCGGGAGGUGGGGCCUCGCGACACCGGCGACGGAGCGAGAGGCCAUCGGCCGGCGGAGGGACGUGGCGGCGGCGGAGGCGCAGCGGGACGCGGUGCGGGCCGAGGCGGCGGCCAAGGGGCGGGCGGCGGACGCGGCCCUCAAGGAGGUGGAGCAGGCGACGCAGCGGCUGCGGGUGGAGCGGCAAGCCGUCGAGCGCUGGGCGAGCGAGGAGAUAGCUCGGCUCGGGCAGCAGAAGGAGUCGGUCGAGAGCGCGCUGCAGGAGUCGGUGCAGGCGGCGGGCGCGCUGCAGGAGCUGCUCGCGCAGCAGCACUCCCUCACCGAGGCGUACCGCGAGCACGCGAUGGUCUGCACGCAGCAGCUGCAGGAGGCGGCUGCAGUCGGCCCGCCCCGCCCCGCCGAGCGGUCGCGAGACGCCGCCGAGCAGAGGCUGCUCGCCGCGUCGCUCGUGGUGGCGUGA
This is a messenger RNA of Emiliania huxleyi CCMP1516, 2376 nucleotides long. RefSeq lists its product as hypothetical. NCBI's taxonomy places the organism in Eukaryota, Haptophyta, Isochrysidales, Noelaerhabdaceae. The record is from RefSeq and is a predicted model, not a curated record. Gene Ontology annotation, biological process: regulation of DNA-templated transcription. The coding region runs from base 1 to 2376 and encodes 791 amino acids. Gene Ontology annotation, molecular function: DNA-binding transcription factor activity; DNA binding. The transcript is spliced from 3 exons.